AUGGUAAAACAAUCGACUACUGACGUUGGAAAGAGCCGCGUUGCUAUUAUAGGCACUGGUCUUGCUGGCCUUACCACUGGGUACCUGUUGCAGAGCGAUGAGCGUAAGCGCUACAGUGUAACGCUAUUUGAGCAGGCCGAUAGACUCUCUUUCGACUCAGCGUCUGUUACGAUUAGCAACGAAGCGACAAACGAUGCCGAGCGAAUUGAUCUGCCGAUGCGCGCGAGCGCUGCGGGCUACUACCACCACCUGAUGCGCAUGUACGAGCAUCUUCAGAUACCGCUUCACCCUGUGAAAUUUCUCUUCGCCUUUGCGAAAGCUACCCCGACGGCCGAUGGGACGAUCCCGCAUAGCAGCGAAAACGAGAGCUACUUCAUCCACGCGUCGAACCUGCACCAGACACCGCCGCCGUGGCCAGGCAAACGCAGCGUCAUCGCGCACUUGACCGAGAUUUUGUAUCUCAUUGUGUGUCAAUUCUGGUUUACCAUCGCAUGCUUCCUCGUCGCACCGCUCGAAGUCACCGCGUCCGGGUACAGCGAAUCCGUGGGCGAAUACCUCGAACGAAUUCGAUUGCCGCGACGAUAUAGAUCACAUUAUCUGCUCCCGCUGCUGAGCGGUGUGGCGACGUGUACGCACGAGGAGCUGCUUCGAUUCCCCGCGAGCGAUGUUGUCAAUUAUAAGAAGCUUUCGCAUGGGCAGCAGCAUUAUGCUGUUUGCGGCGGAGUGUCACAGGUGCAAAACAGGUUAACUAAGGGAUUGGAAGAUGUGAAGCUCAGUAGCCGCGUGCUUGAAACUGUGCCUCAAGCAGACGGAACGGUUGUUGUUCGCUGGCAGUCACUUACUGACGCAUCCGGUCGCAUCCAAGAACAAGUCUUCGACCGUGUUGUGCUGUCUACGUCUCCAGAUGUUGCAGGCCAGAUCUUCAGCCCGCUGAGGUCUACGUUAGAGAAGCUUCCAACGCGUCGCGUCGAGAGCUCUGUUCUGAAGCCUGCAGACUCAGGGAUCAAGCUUGUCAAAGACGAGGAGGGGCAAUCCCUUGCCUGUAUGCAUCACUCAACGGGAGCUCCGUCAGCCCAGACCAUGACGCUGAGGACGCUUUUCUCCGACGUAGGCAGUCCUCGCACAGAAGCACUCCACGCCAUGCCCUGCGGUGUCGUAGUCAGUACCUGUCCACUACGCGAGGAGGCGCAGUCACAAGUGCUCAAGAAGGCCCAGUUCAUCAGAACCUUUAGAAGCACAGAGAGCCAAGCCUUGGUUCAACGAUUGAUGGGUAGUACUAGCAACAAGAAGAACGAGGAUGAUAAAGCGUUGGCUUGGGUCAAUGGGCAGGAUAACAUUUGGAUCUCGGGAGCUUGGUGCUGGGAUGGGAUGGUCCUGCUGGAGGGGUGCAUCGUGUCGGCCAUGAGAGUGGCUGAAGAUUUCGGCAUAGCAAUUCCUUGGGAAAAGGAACAAUGA
Fusarium sp. VM40 is the source of this 1455-nucleotide messenger RNA. NCBI's taxonomy places the organism in Eukaryota, Fungi, Ascomycota, Sordariomycetes, Hypocreales, Nectriaceae. The record is from the annotation of a GenBank genome assembly.